Myxocyprinus asiaticus (Chinese sucker) is the source of this 1076-nucleotide messenger RNA. It is a transcript of the gene dkk1b, whose product is annotated as dickkopf WNT signaling pathway inhibitor 1b. Gene Ontology annotation, molecular function: receptor antagonist activity; co-receptor binding. Lineage: Eukaryota; Metazoa; Chordata; Actinopteri; Cypriniformes; Catostomidae. Gene Ontology annotation, biological process: multicellular organism development; negative regulation of canonical Wnt signaling pathway. The transcript is spliced from 4 exons. The coding region runs from base 59 to 799 and encodes 246 amino acids. The record is from RefSeq and is a predicted model, not a curated record. Gene Ontology annotation, cellular component: extracellular region.
AUCUCGGGAAUACAUCCUCUCUCAGUGGAGCAUCCAAGGAAUACCAGAAGACCUGAUAAUGCUGCACACUGCCAUGUUCUCUACCGCAUUGCUCAUUCUUUUAGGCUGCGUUAGAGAGGCAUCCGCCGGAUCCGUGGUGCUGAACUCGAAUGCCAUUAAGGUCGGUCCAGGUGUGGCGAGUCCAGUCCAUCCGGUCAGCCCGAGCCCGGAUGAGAUACCUACGGACACCGGCAGUCAGAACAUCGCUAUUGAUACACCACAGCAGCCUUUAAUCUGUGAAAGUGAUGAGGAAUGUGGCGACGAGGAGUUCUGCUUCCUGUCCCGCGGCGUCUGUCUCCAGUGCAAGAAGCGCAGGAAGCGUUGCAUCCGGGAUGCGAUGUGCUGCCCUGGCAACCACUGCAGCAACGGAGUUUGCCAGCCAUAUGAUCCUGACAUGAUCCAACAGAUUGGAAUGGAAGAGUUUGUGUCCAUCACCCAUGAGAACUCCACUGUAGUGGUGCAGCCAAAAGUUGCAACUCAAGGCUCACCACAAAACCAAAUCCUAAAAGGUCUGGAGGGAGAGAACUGUCUCAGAUCAUCCGACUGCGCAGAGGGACUCUGUUGCGCCCGUCAUUUCUGGUCCAAAAUGUGCAAGCCCGUCCUGAAAGAAGGCCAGGUCUGCACCAAGCACAAGCGGAAAGGCACCCAUGGCUUGGAGAUAUUCCAGCGUUGUGAUUGUGGGGAAGGUUUAUCCUGCAGAACGCAAAGAGGAGACGGCAGCAAGUCAUCGCGGAGCCUGCACACUUGCCAGAGACACUGAAUGAACGUUGAGGAAUGUUCUUCUACAAACUCCUGGCGAAAACAGACUUGAGGGAAGCUGGAUUUACAAUGGGAUUUUCUGUUUUUCAUCCGGUGUCUUCCCUUUUCUUAUGUCAACAUUGCAGAGUAGAUAUACUUGUUUCUCAGCGGAACUUAAAUAUUGCAGUAAAUUACUGUAAAUAAUAUAAGGCAGUUGGCACUUAAUUCAGAUUUUUUUGUCAACCCUGUUUUGAAAAAAGGUGCAUCGGUCUUUUGUUGGUCUAUCUUAAAUGUGUAUA